Gavialis gangeticus (Gharial) is the source of this 842-nucleotide messenger RNA. RefSeq names its product SRY-box 12 (gene SOX12). Gene Ontology annotation, molecular function: DNA-binding transcription factor activity, RNA polymerase II-specific; RNA polymerase II cis-regulatory region sequence-specific DNA binding. The record is from RefSeq and is a predicted model, not a curated record. Gene Ontology annotation, biological process: cell differentiation; positive regulation of transcription by RNA polymerase II; anatomical structure morphogenesis. Bases 1 to 693 code for a protein of 230 amino acids. Lineage: Eukaryota; Metazoa; Chordata; Crocodylia; Gavialidae. The transcript is spliced from 2 exons.
AUGGGCCAGCACCGGAGCACGCGGAGCCGAGCCAUGGAGGCCAAGCGGGAGGGCUGCCCGGCCGACCUCAAGGAGGCGGGCGCCAAGGGCGAGCCCGGCUGGUGCAAGACGCCGAGCGGGCACAUCAAGCGGCCCAUGAACGCCUUCAUGGUGUGGUCCCAGCACGAGCGGCGGAAGAUCAUGGACCAGUGGCCCGACAUGCACAACGCCGAGAUCUCCAAGCGCCUGGGCCGGCGCUGGCAGCUGCUGCAGGACUCGGAGAAGAUCCCCUUCGUGAAGGAGGCCGAGCGCCUGCGCCUCAAGCACAUGGCCGACUACCCCGACUACAAGUACCGGCCGCGGAAGAAGGGCAAGGUGGGCGCCGGCAAGGCCCGCCCGCGCCUGCCCGUCAAGAUCAAGCCCUCCGUGCUGGCGGGCGGCGAGUCCCCGUCGCCCGUGUCGGCCGGGUCCCCGCCGUCCUCCUUCGCCUCGUCCGACGAGGAGCUGGAGGAAGAGCUGCUGGGCGUGCUGCCCGGGCGGGCCCCGCCGAGCGCCGCCCUGGACUGGGCCGUGGUCGACAAGGACCUUGACCUCUUGCCCCGGGGAAUCCCCUCGCACUUUGAGUUCCCGGACUACUGCACUCCGGAGGUGCGGGAGAUGAUCGCGGGGGACUGGCUCAUGUCCAGCAUCUCGGACUUGGUCUUCACGUACUGAGGCCCGCGCCUCGGCAGGUAACUCUUUUCCGCAAUCAGGUCUGUUCAGAAACAAAAAGAAACCAGCUGUUUACAUGCAGGAAUCAGGUAUCUCGCCUUGAACGCAGCCGAAGGCUGCCCCAUCCCCCCCGCACACACCCACCGCUCCCC